Messenger RNA from Closterium sp. NIES-65, 1188 nucleotides. The record is from the annotation of a GenBank genome assembly. NCBI's taxonomy places the organism in Eukaryota, Viridiplantae, Streptophyta, Zygnematophyceae, Desmidiales, Closteriaceae.
AUGUCAGUUCUAGCGCGCGCAUCCCGCAAUUCCGCGGUAUUGCGUACUGCAUGCUUCCGCCUUGCCGCGCCGGCGAUCGCAUGGGGGGGAUUCUCGACGGCCACUGCUUGCGCAUCCCCUGCCUCCGCUUCCGCCUCUCCCGCCGAUGAUUCCCCCGCUGUUGCGGGUAAUUCAACCGCAGGACGCGCGUUUGAGGCGUCAGGUGGGAGAGUGACGUCCGCAAGCGUUGAUGGCGAAGAGGUGGCUAAGUUCGAAGCUCUCGCCAGCCAAUGGUGGGACCGCAGGGGCCCACAUGCGCCACUGCAUGCCAUGUCAGCUGCCCGCGUGGCGUUCGUGCGUGAUGCCAUGUGUCGGCACUUUGGUCUGAAUGCAGACUCUGCCAGGCCACUGGAAGGGCUGAAAGUUCUUGACGUGGGGUGUGGGGGGGGGCUUCUGUGUGAGCCGCUGGCUCGCUUGGGAGCUACAGUGACAGGUGUUGAUGUGACACGUAUCAACACACGAGUGGCUGCUACUCACGCUGCAAGGGAUCCUAUCACCCGAUCCAUAUCUUACAAGUGCAUCUCUGCAGAAGAACUUGCUGCACAGGGGACUAUGUUUGAUGCCGUGCUCUCAUUGGAGGUGAUUGAGCAUGUGGCGGAUCCUGCUGCUUUCGUCCGCACCCUCACAUCUCUCUGCCGACCCACUCCACCACCCUCCGCUCCUUCCUCCCCCCUCACCCCAUCUUAUUCAUCUCCUUCCCAAACUUCCACAGCACAAACGGCCCCAUCCCCAUCCAUGCCCAUGCCGCCAUCCACUUCCUCUCCAGACACAUCAACACCCCCACCCACAUCAACACCCCCACCCACAUCAACACCCCCACCCACACCAACACCUCCACCUGCACCAACAUCCCCACCUUCAACUCCCAACCCCGGAGGCGUGCUCUUCCUCUCCACCAUCAAUCGCACCGCUCGCUCCUUUGCUCUCGCCAUCGCAGCUGCCGAGUACAUCCUCUCUAUAGUACCCCGGGGGACUCAUGAUUGGAACAAGUUCAUCACCCCUUUGGAGCUUGCCCUCAUGCUGCGACGAACCAACUUCCAGCUGGCGGAGACACGUGGCAUGGUGUACGACCCAAUCAGCAACAGGUGGAAUCUCUCAAGAGAUGACAUGGCAGUGAAUUACAUUGCCAUGGCCACUCGUGUGGAGUAG